Molecule: messenger RNA, 1974 nt
Organism: Leptosia nina
Lineage: Eukaryota; Metazoa; Arthropoda; Insecta; Lepidoptera; Pieridae
Source: the annotation of a GenBank genome assembly
AUGAACCUCCUUCCAAAAAGUCACAAAGAAUUCAGUGAAAAGGACUACUGGAAUAAAUUCUUCAAAAAGCGUGGAAACAAAGCUUUUGAAUGGUACGGCGAAUAUUUAGAGCUAUGCACACAUUUACACAAAUAUAUGAAACCGGGGGACAAGAUUUUAAUACCCGGUUGCGGUAAUUCAAGUCUGAGCGCAGAUCUAUACGAUGUUGGUUUUAAAAACAUAACCAACAUUGAUGUAUCCGAAGUAGUUAUUAGGCAAAUGAAGGCUAUCAACUUAAAAAGAACAGACAUGAGUUUCAUUUACAUGGACGCUAUAAAUACGGAAUUCGAAAAUGAGACCUUUAAUGUAGUGUUGGACAAAGGUACAUUAGAUGCACUAAUGCCUGACGACACUGAAGAGACCGUAGUGAAAAUCGACAAGUACUUCCAGGAAAUAAAAAGGAUUUUGAAAAUGGGUGGACGAUUUAUCUGUAUAUCACUGUUACAGAGUCAUAUCUUAGCAAUGCUUCUUGAAGUUUUUAGUGACAAAUCAUGGAUGAUUAGGGUGGUGAGGUGCCUCGAAGCAGAACAGAAAAAUGCUGAAAAUGGUGAAGGAACAACACUGCCUGUUUUUAUUGUAAUCGUCACUAAAUUUAAGGUCAUGCCUAAAUUGUUAUUAGAAGUAUGCUUGGCUGGAGACAAAAUGGUUAGGCUUGAAACCCCACAAGAAGUACAGAACUGUAUCAAGUCAGUUCAAGACACAGCAUUUAUUACUAAUGGUCUUGGAAAGACGAGUCUUGAUGGGGAUGAUGAGGUUUCUCUCGACCUCAUGGUGCCAGGAGAAGACAGACCCCGUUAUACUCUCUAUGUGGUGGAUCAGAAAAAAUCGCAAGCUGCCAACAAAUAUGCAGUUUUUAUUGUUCCACAGGGAAGGGAGUCUGAGUGGCUUUUCGGGACGCCGGCUGGACGCAGGCAGUUACAGGCUUUGGCCAAGUACAGCAGACUCGUGGUAGCCGUUUUAAGACGUGAACAGCACUUCGAGAGCUUCGACGCAGUCAAAGAGGAAUUGGCGCAUUCCGCGAAAAUGCUCAUUCCGUACGGGUUCAGCGGGCAAAUCCCCUUCCUGUCCGUCGGGAGUGACGUGGGUCGUCGCGUCAAAGUGCACGAGGGCAGCUCGAAGGUGUCCGGUGACUUCGUCGUGGAGGACGUGGAUGUCGGCGACGAUACCUUCAGGAGGCUCAUAUUCUUGGACAACCAGUUUCUUGUUCAGUCCGAGGCGAAGCUUAAGACAGUGAAAAGGAAGAACAAAACGAAGCAAGUAAUUGAUUUUGGACACAUAUCUCAAUACCAUGCGUUUAUGUGUACAUGCUUGCCCCUUACUUCUGGAACUGAAAUCGCGAUACUAGGUCUUGGUGGUGGUGGCCUCUGCAUGUUCCUGAAGAAGUGUUAUCCAAAAAUGAGGAUAACUGCUGUAGACCUGGAUCCAGCUAUGGUGGAACUGGCUAAGAGUCAUUUUGAGCUAGAAAUCGAUGAUUGGUUAAGCGUCCAAGUUAAAGAUGGGCUGGAUUUCUUAAAUGAUGAGGCGGAACAUGGUUCCCUAUACAGCUAUGUGAUGUUUGACGUGGACAGCAAAGACCGAAGCCUGGGCCUCUCCUGUCCGCCUCAACAGUUCCUUAAGGAGGAAACGUUGCAACACGUCGAUAGGAUACUAACUAACGAUGGUCACUUCAUACUUAACUUGGUAUGUCGCGACAAAAUACUACAAGAGAAAAUAAUGGAGUCCCUAAAGCGACAUUUUAAACACAUAGCAUCGAUCAAAUUGUAUGAAGAGGUAAAUGAAAUUAUUUUCGCUACGAAUGGCAACACCGAAUACAAAAUGGACGAUCUAGAAAGUGCCGCGAAGAGUUUGAACGUAGCGGCGCGCCAAAGUAAUCUAGUGAAGAUAAAAUCCGUGGACUUGAAAGACUUUUUGCAGUCUGUGACUAUUGUUUCAUAG